AUGGUCAACUCCUGUUGUGGCUCCGUCUGCUCUGACCAGGGCUGUGGCCAAGGCUGCUGCCAGACCACCUGCUGCCGCCCCAGCUGCUGCCAGACCACCUGCUGCCGCCCCAGCUGCUGUGUGUCCAGCUGCUGUCGCCCUUCCUGCUGUGGUUCCAGCUGCUGUGGUAGCAGCUGCUGCCGCCCUUCCUGCUGUGGUUCCAGCUGCUGUGGUUCCAGCUGCUGCCGCCCCACCUGCUGCAUCUCUAGCUGCUGCCGCCCCAGCUGCUGCAUUCCUAGUUGCUGCCGCCCCUCUUGCUGUGGCUCCAGCUGCUGCCGCCCCAGCUGCUGUGUGUCUACUUGCUGCCGUCCAGUCUGCUGCCAGACCACCUGCUGCCGCCCAGUCUGCUGUGGAUCCUCUUGUUGA
This is a messenger RNA of Hipposideros armiger (great roundleaf bat), 405 nucleotides long. RefSeq names its product keratin-associated protein 4-3-like. Gene Ontology annotation, cellular component: keratin filament. The record is from RefSeq and is a predicted model, not a curated record. Bases 1 to 405 code for a protein of 134 amino acids. The transcript has a single exon. NCBI's taxonomy places the organism in Eukaryota, Metazoa, Chordata, Mammalia, Chiroptera, Hipposideridae.